Molecule: messenger RNA, 2989 nt
Organism: Drosophila yakuba
Lineage: Eukaryota; Metazoa; Arthropoda; Insecta; Diptera; Drosophilidae
Exons: 3
Coding region: 200-2167 (655 amino acids)
Biological process (GO): G protein-coupled glutamate receptor signaling pathway; regulation of synaptic transmission, glutamatergic
Cellular component (GO): membrane
Molecular function (GO): group II metabotropic glutamate receptor activity
Source: RefSeq, a predicted model, not a curated record
GCAAGCGGACGUUUUAGCGCGAGAAUCGAGAAGAAUAAGACCGCAGAAUUGAAUUGAGAUCGAGGGCUUGCGAAGACUAAAGAAUUUUCGAGCCUGGAGAAUCGCGAUCGCGUGUGCGUGGUUAGUGUGCGUUCGCGAGAGAUGUGCCGCGUUUGAUUACUUGAUCAGAGAUCCAGGGCAUCGAAGGUCACCACUUUCAAUGGCCGUUAGACGCCACCUGCUGCUGAUCCUGCUGCUGAUCCUGCAGCUGAUCGCCACCACGCCGGCGUCGCGCAGCCUCAGCGUUAAUGGCAACAACAUUUGGCGGCGGGUGCGCCUGGUGACCAGCCAGGAAUCCGAUCGUAACGCCUAUCAGGUGCUCAAGCCGAGUAGCCGUAAUGCCACCAGCACCACCACUACCACCACUACUACUACAAGUACCACCACUAGUACCACUACUCCGGCAGCUCCUCAGUCCCAGCGAUCUGCCAAACAAAUGGAUCUCAAUUUUCCGGGUGGCAAUGUCUCCAGUGCUGCCCGUCUCGAAAUGUCCACGGAAUUCUUUGUGGUGCCCACACUAUCGGCCAGUAGUUCUAGCACCACCACGUCCACCACCACACCAGCCACGCCCCGUCGGAGUUCGGGGGCGAAGGCGCGAGCUGCCGGCACCACUGGACGGGUGACUCCCGGGAGCAGCUCCAACAGCACGCCUCCCAGCAUAGUGUCCACCCACUUGCCCUUCGCAGGCUUACGCAAGGAGCCGUGGGUGGUCCCGGUGCUAGUCCUGGCCACCCUCACCAUGCUGAUGAUGGCAGCCUUUGAGAUCUUUGUGCUCUUCAAGGCCUGGCGGACGUCGCCGUCGCGAAGACACCUUUUUCUGGGCCAGAUGCUGCUCCUCGGCCUUUUCGCCUGCGCUAGUUUAGGGGCCAUCAUCACCGCUCAGCCCUCCUUGAUCAGUUGCGGGGCCAUCCGCUUCGGAGUGGGUGUGUCCUACGCCCUGGUCUUUGCCGCCCUGCUGGUCAAGUGCGUAUUUCUGAUUAGUCUGAAUGGAGGGGUGUAUCUGCCGGCUCCAUACCAGGGAUUGCUACUCCUCUUUGCGCUGCUCAUUCAGGUGGCGAUCGGAGGUCAGUGGCUGCUCACUCAACCACCGGAGGUGUAUACCACCAGUGUGCCUGUGAUGGGCAGUGGCUUCCUCAGCACCACGGUGGCCUCACAGACCAACUACUCGGCACUGUUUUACCCCACGUCCUACACCACGCUGGACGGCACUCCGGAGAUCUACACCAGGAUAGCGGCGGUCAGCACCGUGCUAAUACCACUCUGCAAGACCCAGUUCACGGAGCUGCUCUUCUCGCUGAUCUACAUUGUCUUUCUGAUCGUCUUCAUCGCCGUGCUGGCCAUCAAGUCGCGCGGCAUCCGGGACAACUACCGUGAGGCCACCUACAUUGGGCUGGCCAUCGGGGGAGCCAUCCCCAUCUGGCUGGGAUGGAUGCUAUGCGGGCUGGCCGUGGCCGAGCGGCAUAAGGACGCUUGCGUGGCCUUCGGCCUGGUAGCCACUUCCGCCACGGUCUUCCUGGUGAUGUUCAUGCCUAAGGGCAGACAACUGGCGGCCAUGGGCAAGGAGGGCCUCUACGUGGAGGACCGCGAGGAGCAGUUCAGUUCCUUGAGCCGCGCCGGAUCAGGCUACUCGCCCUCGUUCUUCCACUUCAAGCCCAUCAAGUACGGCGUGAUGAGUGGUUGCGGACUGCCCAACUCUGCAUCCAACACGGGCCAGGGACUCAGCUCCAAACACUGCUCCAGUGCCAACAAUGGAGGUGAUCGGGUUGCUCUGGUCACCGCCGCACCGCCGAGUUAUACGCGUAUGUAUCACUAUUUUCCAGCACACCUGAGUCCGCACCCGUUCUGCUAUUAUCCUCCCGCACCACCACCACCACUGCCACCGCAACCACCGCCACCACAGCAAGCCGCACCGCCCACGCUCACGCCGUUGACCCUCAAACAGUUGGGCAACUCGCUAACCUCCAUGACACAAGCGGCGCAGUUGGCCAAAACGCUGCGCUAUGCGCCAGGCAUGUUUAUACGACCAGACGAAACGAACCUCUACACCACGCUGGAGCCCACGUUAAGCAGCAACCCGAAUGUGUACUUCCAGCGCAGCGGGGCCGUCCAUCCCGGCAUCCUGUACUGAGUAUUCCGUAAAUCCCAUAGGAGCACCGAGCAUCGAGAACACUGGAACUGAGUAUUUUUCUUAUCUUUAAGGUACGGCUCCCAAGGAGCAGCAAUAAGCGAAUGAUAUUCCGCGAUCAUUUCACAUAGUGUAAUAAUUUUGUCAUAACUACUAAGAUCUUUGCAUCUAAGUUUGCGAUACGAAGAUUAAGGGUCGGGGACCCGACCUGACCCCAGGAAUUUUGAUAUAUUCCCAACGGUCAGGGGGUAAGAAGUUCAUGGAUCUGCAGAGUGCAGUCCUAUUUUAGCAAUAUCGACCAAUACCGACACUGGUUACAUUUUACACUCUCGCUGUAGCAACGAUUCUAUCAAAUAAGUCUUGAAAGGCGGUUUGCUGGCCUUGAUUCCUAAAUAAUCUUACCGAGUUGUUUUUGGCUUGUGAUUUAUUAAAGUAAAUUGUACUUCAAAAGAUCUAAUAAUAUUCGAACAGCUCUGCUGCUCUGAAAUAGCUCAAGAACGCAGGGGUAAACCAUAUGGGCUAAAUAUAUCUGCACAACUUAGUUCGAAUUUCCGCUAAGAGCAUUAAGUAUAGUUGUACAAAAUAUGCAAAAUUAAAGCAGUGAGAAGUCUCUGAAAUUCACCUGAUGUUCGUCGGGUAUAUUUGUACAGAUGUUUUACUCCUGCGAACACACAUACUCCAGUAAGUAAUAGCCUUAAUAUCCAUUUGUCUAGCCACGUAAAACAAUCGCUUAAGCAAACACGAAAUGUUGUACAUACUAUUACAAUGGCCCCGAGCCAAACACAUACACACACUGGGUGAGCAAGCCAAUCUCAAUAAAAGAAA